Messenger RNA from Arachis ipaensis, 543 nucleotides. NCBI's taxonomy places the organism in Eukaryota, Viridiplantae, Streptophyta, Magnoliopsida, Fabales, Fabaceae. The record is from RefSeq and is a predicted model, not a curated record.
AAGCUGAAGCAUGGAGGGUCUGCGGCAAAUAUGGUGUCAACAGCACCGCUCUCUUUCUCAGCUUCUUUUCCUCCGAGCAAUUUCUUCCAAAAUUUUUGUCAAAGUGGAUAGAGCAAGCUUCUGAACCCAAAAAGGAAGCAGUUAUUAAAGCAUUGAUAGGUGCAAAAGAAGCUAUGCUUGGGAUUAGAUAUCAUAUGCGCCUAAUGGGUGAGGCUGCAGGUGUUCCUAUUGAACCAGAAUCACAAACAAAACUUUUAGAUGCUACACUAAACUUGGAAGGAGUGUUGUUGGCUGGAGUUCCAGGAGCAGGAGGAUUUGAUGCUGUCUUUGCUGUUACUUUGGGAGAUUCAAGCAGCAAUGUGACAAAAACAUGGAGCUCACUCAAUGUUCUUGCCCUUCUGGUUAAAGAAGAUCCUUGUGGCGUUUCUUUAGAAAGUGCUGACCCUAGAACAAAUGAAAUCACUUCAGCUGUAUCUUAAAUUCAUAUUGAAUAAUUUAUUGUAAAUAUUGUUUAUUUUUAAUACGAUGAAUUUGUUUAUUUUG